AUCAACUUUAACUAAUUGCUAGAAGAUGAAGCAAUUUCUGGAGAGAUUUUUCCCAGAAGUAUACAUGACCAUGAAGCAAGAAACCAAGAUUGUCAAUUUCAUAGCCAGCUUCUAAUCAAUAGAAAAUUGAGGCUGGAAGUGGUCCUAACUUGUAAGUAUACAAUAUGUGGAUAUUAUAAAACAGCUUUAUUUUUUUAAUAGAAUUAUAGAAAAAUUAAAUACAGAUAGCCUUCUACUGUGGUAUGAGAAUAGCAAUGAUAGUGUUCAGCAUAACAAAACUGUUCCCAAUUGAACUGUUAUGUUCAGCAAAACUAACAACUAUAUGCUUAUUAGUGUUUAAAACUUUAUGUUCAUAUAAGAAUUCCUGGCAGCUUUAUUUUUUAACAGAUGAGAUAUUAAGGGUGAUGUUUUCAGUCAUAGAUUUCACUCAUGAUUAUAGAAAUUCCGAUCAUGUGUGUAAUGUUCACAAGCACAUGUCAAUAUAUGUGUCAGCAAUAACUUAAUUCUGUUGGUCCCAUGCAUUUCUCCUCCACAAACUCAACUUAGCCAAAAUUGUACAAUUAUUACAUUCAUUAAUGCUGUUGGUUUUGUCCUUCAUCACAUCACAUAUAAAAUCUUAUUCCAUCAGAGAAGAAUGCAAAUUUGAUAUUGCUAACUAGAUUUGAGGUAUAAAUUACAUAAAGAUAAGAUCAACAUCAGACGAUUUUCUUCCUAGAAAACAAAUUUAACUAACAAAUUCAACAGUGACAGUUAUCACAGUUAUGGUGAAAUCCAAACCAAGGUUGAGUACACAAAUCAAAAAGCACUACUUGAUUAUAAAUUAUCAUGAACCAUAUAUGAAACCUGAAUCAAUCUCUCUAAGCUUUUACCUGUGUACUAAAGAAGAGCCUAUCAAUGGCUGUUGGGUUGGCUAUAGCAAGUGAAAAUAUCCAAAGCAAUGGUAAGGUAACCACUUAUGUUCUGCUGUCUUGCAUGAUGGCUGCCAUGGGAGGUCUCCUCUUUGGCUAUGACAUUGGAAUAGCUGGUGGGGUAACCUCAAUGGAUCCAUUUCUGAAGAAGUUCUUCCAUAAAGUGUACCUUCAGAAAGAAGAUGCCAAAGUCAGCAACUACUGUGUAUUUGAUAGCCAACUACUGACCUCUUUUACAUCCUCUCUCUAUGUUGCUGGCCUUGUUACCACCUUCUUUGCUUCUUAUGUCACCAAAGCCUUUGGCCGCAAACCGUCCAUUGUGGUUGGCGGCGCUGCCUUCCUGGCCGGUACAGCUCUGGGAGGUGGAGCUUUUAAUGUGUUGAUGCUCAUAUUUGGUAGACUUUUGCUUGGAGUUGGGGUUGGUUUUGCAAACCAGGCUGUUCCGUUGUAUCUAUCUGAAAUGGCACUACCACGACUAAGAGGAGCGAUUAGCAAUGGCUUCCAAUUAAGCGUUUGCUUUGGUAGUGUGUUUGCUACCUUAAUCAACUAUGGAACAGAGAAGAUAGAAGGUGGGUGGGGUUGGCGUGUGUCCCUAGCCAUGGCAGCGGUACCAGCCUCAGUCCUAACACUUGGUGCACUUUUCCUCCCUGAAACUCCUAACAGCUUAAUCCAACGUGGCCAUGACCAUCAAAAGGCCAAGUUACUACUUCAGCGAAUUCGAGGCACAGAUGAUGUGCAAGAAGAACUUGAUGGUCUUAUAGAAGCAAGUUCUUCAAAAACCGAAGACAAGCAAUCGCUUAAGAUAAUUUUGAAACGGAGGUACAGGCCUCAGCUUGUGAUGGCAAUAGCUAUGCCGUUUUUCCAGCAAAUGACUGGGAUAAACGUCAUUGGCUGCUAUGCCCCUUUACUUUAUAGGACAAUAGGGUUAGGAGAAAGUGCAUCGCUGUUUUCAGCUGUGGUCACGGGAGUUAUAGGUACUGCCUCAACAUUCAUAUCAAUGUUCACAGUUGAUAGACUAGGACGGAGAGCCUUGUUCAUGAUUGGGGGCAUUCAAAUGAUUGCAUCACAGGUUAUAAUUGGUGGUAUAAUGGCCUUUCAUCUGAAAGAUCAUGGUGGAUUAAGCAAAGGGUAUGCUUUUGUGGUUUUGAUUAUGGUAUGCAUAUAUGUUGUUGGGUUUGGCUUGUCAUGGGGGCCACUGGGUUGGUUAGUGCCAAGUGAAAUUUUUCCUUUGGAAAUUAGAUCAGUAGGGCAAAGCAUCACGGUGGCAGUGAACCUUAUCUUCACUUUCACUGUUUCUCAGACUUUUCUGACCAUGCUUUGCCACUUCAGGUAUGGGAUUUUCUUCUUCUUUGGAGGAUGGGUGGUGGUGAUGACUAUAUUUGUGUACUAUUUUCUGCCAGAGACCAAAAGCCUGCCACUUGAACAGAUGGAGAAAGUGUGGCAAGAACAUUGGUUUUGGAAGAGAAUAGUGACUGAAAUCAGUGAUAAAGAGCAUAAUCAAAUAUGAUACUUGAAGGAAGUUCUAAAUCAAAUGUUCUACCGAUGUUAGCUUAAACAUUUGUGUAUAUAUCAAAUGUACUACAAAGCAAUAAAAUGGUUUUCAGUUUGGAAAAUUAUAUUCUAAUUAUUAAAACAGUUUUCUCCACUCUUAAACUAUACCUCUAAAUUGACAGAAGAAAUGGUGCCAAGUGACAAAGAUCGAGUACAAACCUAAAAGUACCAAGUAUUGAUAGAAUCAAGGUGGUGUUAAAAUCCUUGCUAUUUUUCCUUAAGAGUAGUUUAUGGUAGAAAUGAUUAUUACUUGAUAUUGGCUAAAAUAAGAGGUCUACUGUGCUUGCAUUUGCAGAUAUCUAUAUAUCUUAAUCGGUAUCUAUUCAAGAAUGUUGAAUUCACAUCUAUUUAUAGUAUUAGCCAUUUCAACUGGGCUACCAGUGAACUCAACAACCUGUCUCCAUUCUUGUUAGCGGAGCACACACUUGUUCAUAAUCAACUCACUCCAUUGGUUUGUACCCUUUUGCAACAAAGCCUACCCACCUAUCAUCCAUUGCAAGUAGUCACUUCUCAUCUUGGACCGCCUGCUCAAAGCUCAAGUUCUCGGAAUAUACCAAAAGACAUACAUAUGUCAUCAUAUCCAAUAAAAUCCAUUUCAAUAGCUUUUAAAAGUUUAUCUAUUUUCAGCUACAUCAAAUCCGAAAAUUUCCUUGAAAUGAAUCACAUGUAAUAUUAUUUUUUUUAAAAGUAAAAUUGAAUGACAGAAAUUUGAAGCAGUAACUGAUAUUUUUCGAAAAAAUGUGAGUGAUAGUGUACCGUUGGUCCCUUCAGAAAAUUCUCUGGCAUUGCUUUGUUUUCACCAUAUCCUUUGACUGAAUCCGAAUGAACAUUUUUUCUUUUCUUAUGCGAGAAAGUGGAAGCUCCAAAUUUUGGCCUAUUUUUUUUUUUGAGAAAACCCUAACCAUCCCAAUUGGCUCCUGCACUCCAAUGAUGCACCGCUACAGUCGGAUUCUGUUGGUUAAGAUUAUAUCGUUAUCA
Molecule: messenger RNA, 3437 nt
Organism: Vigna radiata var. radiata (mung bean)
Lineage: Eukaryota; Viridiplantae; Streptophyta; Magnoliopsida; Fabales; Fabaceae
Product: hexose carrier protein HEX6-like
Exons: 2
Coding region: 895-2415 (506 amino acids)
Biological process (GO): monosaccharide transmembrane transport
Cellular component (GO): membrane
Molecular function (GO): monosaccharide transmembrane transporter activity
Source: RefSeq, a predicted model, not a curated record